This is a messenger RNA of Mytilinidion resinicola, 750 nucleotides long. RefSeq lists its product as uncharacterized. The annotation marks the transcript as partial. NCBI's taxonomy places the organism in Eukaryota, Fungi, Ascomycota, Dothideomycetes, Mytilinidiales, Mytilinidiaceae. The transcript has a single exon. The record is from RefSeq and is a predicted model, not a curated record.
AUGAGGGUCUCUCUCUUCCUCGCUCUUUCUUACCUUUCCGCAGCCGUUUGGGCUGGAGGAUAUCAGGGGUGCCUUGAGCGCGUCUGGCUGUUCCAGGCCUACGAAAUCGAUGCACUCAACCCUGAGAUGGAUCAAACACUCGGCUUCAGAUGCAGUCGGUGGAAUGACGGCACCAAACAGUGCGAUGGUGACUGGAACCCAUGUCGCUCCAGAGCUGGCACCCGAUGCAAUUUCGACGAACUCACGCAUUUUAUGGGCAAUGCGCCUACGCCAAGGGGUUGGCAAGUCUUGGACCCCGCCACUAGAAGGCUUGAUACUCAGCGAACCGCCGAAAAUUGUUAUCGAAUCUUUACCACACGGGGCCGCGGCAGGGUUCCCAACUUUCCGCCCUACUCUGCCAUGAAGAAUACGUACGAAUACAACGAUUACCUCAUAAAACUCACCAAAAAAGUCAACGACGUGUGGAUGAAAAAGAGUACCGUCGCCAACAAGCAACUGUGGGAGGAUUUCGACAGUACCAGAGAGAAGAUUAGUGUUGCGCGCGCCGGAGACCAUGGCCCUUACCUCUUAAAUGCGGCCAGGGCCUCGCUGGGCGGCACGAUGACGAUACACACGCAGAACUUGGGCAACAAUCCGGCGACUGGCGCCGUGUGGGAGACGGUGGAUUGGAAGGAGACGGCCAGUCAAGCCAGGACCAGCGGCAUAGCCGAUGCCCAGACACGCAUUCGGGAUUUUCUCGAUAGUUGGUAU